This is a messenger RNA of Solea solea (common sole), 1786 nucleotides long. Its product is annotated as transmembrane protein 275-like. Bases 124 to 690 code for a protein of 188 amino acids. The transcript has 2 exons. The record is from RefSeq and is a predicted model, not a curated record. NCBI's taxonomy places the organism in Eukaryota, Metazoa, Chordata, Actinopteri, Pleuronectiformes, Soleidae.
UGCUGCUGAAGAACAGAGACCUGCUCUCACCUCCAGCUCCUGUCCAACAGGAUGGACGGUGGAACCACGGGAGAACACUGCACUGGAUUAUUAUGAGUCUGAACGAAUAGCUCUUCAUUAGACAUGGUACUUCCUGAAAAGACCUCCAGACCAUCUGCUCCGAAGAGGGUCACGCAGCAGCGUGCUCUGCGGCACCAGAGCUUGCCCUCCCCGGCUCUGUGCUGUGCCUGUGGCCUGUGCAUCAUGCUGGCUGGCAUUAACAUCACCCUGGUGGGAGCUUUUGCCUUUGGCACCUUCGUCCCUACUGGUAACCCUCCCAUCAUCAUUGGGCCUCUUCUUUUGCUGAUAGCGUUGGCCUUCUUCACGGCCUGCUGCGUGGUCAGCAGGAGACCUCGGGCCCAAAUGGCCAACAAGGCUAAAGGCGCUGAAAAGUGGGGGUUGAUGCGAAUGGGUACUGCGGCAUUUGAGAUGGAGACAAGCGAGCACACGCUGCAGGACACCACAGCCGUUCAGCUCAGCCCCACCAACUCCCCCAGCACCUCUCACAAGUCCGGCUCCAGUCAGGGGGGAGAUGCCGCUCUACCUGCCUGCCAGGAUGACACCAGUGAGCUGCACAAAUCUGAGACCUCUGACAGCAAGGAGAGCACUCCCAUACUAACGCUGCCUGCUCACAAGACUUCCUCCACAUAGUGUGGACUUCAGCCUGUCUGCAGGGAUUCACAGAACUGGUCACGUAUAAACCUGCAGAACCAGUAUCCUGAUAAAGAGCCAGCGGACUGUUAAUCUGUAAUCCGUUAUGUAUUAUGAUUUCUGUAAAGUGCCUUUGAGUAUCGUAUACUAUAUAAACACAAUGUCUUAUUAUUCUUAUAUUUAUUAUAGCAUGAUGAUGAUAUGAACAUAUUUAUUGACCAUUUUAUUAGGUACACUGGACAAUAAAGUGGUACCUGGUGUGGUCGUCUGCUGCAGUAGCUCAUGUGCUUCAAGGUCUGAUGUGCCGUGUGAUCAGAGAUGGUUUUCUGCCUCUCUUAAGUGCUAAUCUUAGUAACUGUUGUGGGUUACUGUUGUCUUUCUAUCACAUUCACAGAGAAGUGCUGCUCACUGACUGGAUGUUUUCUCUUUUUGAAUCAUUAUCUGACAUUAGUGAUGGUUGUGUGUGAAAAUCCCAGAAGAUCAGCAGUUCCUGAAAUACUCUUCACACGUUCAAAGCUAUCUAUUUAUACCUUUCUUCCUCAUUCGGAUGCUCAGUGAACUCUGGCAGGUUGUCUCGAUGUCUGCAUGCCUACAUGCAUUAAGUUGCUGCCAUGUGACUGGCUCAUUAGAUAUUUGCAUUAACUAGAAAUUGAACAGUUGUACGUAAAAGCGGUGAGUGUAUAUUGAUUUGCCAGAAACGGAAACAAGCGAUGAUGAUGAUGAUACCGUGAUCUAAGUGCCUGUGUGUGUUCUUACUGCUGUGCAAAACAAUGUGUUAAGGCAGAUUAUCUUAUUAUGUUCAUGUGUUAGGGAUCAACUGUGAAUCAUCAAUGCACGUCACUGUGUGAAUGGGAACAGAAGAUGAAACUGUUCUUAGCCUCAUUUUUUUUUGUAUUCACACCUGACAUAAGUGUUAUUAUAUCUUUAUUUUUAUUGUGCAUAUGUAUGUGACCCUGAGAUUUGAGAUAAUGGAUUUCCAGGCACAAAUGUGUGUUUUUAACUUCAAAACAGUCAGUAUAAUGUCAUGUUGUAGUGCCACGAUGAUCAGUUAUUAUACAGAUGUUAGUGCAUGUUUCGGGUUGUCUGUACUUUUCUU